AUGGGAACUGUAGGACAACUUGUUAUAAAGGACCAGGUGGGCCCUGUAGGACAACUUGUUAUAAAGGACCAGGUGGGCCCUGUAGGACAACUUGUUAUAAAGGAUCAGAUGGGAACUGUAGGACAACUUGUUAUAAAGGACCAGGUGGGCCCUGUAGGCCAUCUUGUUAUAAAGGACCAGGUGGGAACUGUAGGACAACUUGUUAUAAAGGACCAGGUGGGCACUGUAGGCCAACUUGUUAUAAAGGACCAGGUGGGCCCUGUAGGACAACUUGUUAUAAAGGACCAGGACCAGGCCGGCACUGUAGGCCAAUUUGUUAUAAAGGAUCAGGCUGGAACUGUAGGCCAUCUUGUUAUAAAGGAUCAGAUGGGAACUGUAGGACAACUUGUUAUAAAGGACCAGGUGGGAACUGUAGGACAACUUGUUAUAAAGGACCAGGUGGGCCCUGUAGGACAACUUGUUAUAAAGGACCAGGUGGGCCCUGUAGGACAACUUGUUAUAAAGGAUCAGGUGGGCACUGUAAGCCAUCUUGUUAUAAAGGACCAGGUGGGAACUGUAGGACAACUUGUUAUAAAGGACCAGGUGGGAACUGUAGGACAACUUGUUAUAAAGGACCAGGUGGGCACUGUAGGCCAACUUGUUAUAAAGGACCAG
This is a messenger RNA of Mizuhopecten yessoensis (Yesso scallop), 654 nucleotides long. RefSeq names its product collagen alpha-1(XXVII) chain B-like. The annotation marks the transcript as partial. The record is from RefSeq and is a predicted model, not a curated record. Lineage: Eukaryota; Metazoa; Mollusca; Bivalvia; Pectinida; Pectinidae. The transcript has 2 exons.